AAAGGGCAGAAGACCUGGACUAUGGAACAUGUUAAAAAUACCUGGAUAUCGUAGACACUGGAAGACCUGAAUGUUAGAAGACCGGUACACUGGAGACGUUGGAAGACGUGGAUAUUGAGCCUGCUGUUGGAAGACUGAGUAUUUGUCGGAAGACAUGGAGGUGCUGGAAGACGUGGAGAUGCUGGAAGACAUGGAAAUGCUGGAAGACAAGAAGACGCUGGAAGCCCUGGAGAUGCUGGAAGACUUGGAGGUGUCAGAAGACAUGGAUUUUCUGGAAGACGUGGCUUUGUUGGAAGACGUAGAUUUUCUGGAAAAUGCAGCUAUGGUGGAAGACGUGGAUUUUCUGGAAGAUGCAGCUAUGGUGGAAGACGUGGACUUUCUGGAAGACACGGCUAUGUUGGAAGACAUGGACUUUCUGGAAGAUGCAGCUUUGGUGGAAGACGUGGAUUUUCUGGAAGAUGCAGCUUUGGUGGAAGGCAUGGAUUUUCUGGAAGACACAGCUUUGGUGGAAGACGUGGAUUUUCUGGAAGACACGAAUUUGAUGGAAGACACAACUUUGUUGGAAGACAAGGAUUUGCUGGAAGACAUGGAUUUUCUGGAAGCCAUGGAUUUGAUGGAAGACAUGGAUUUUCUGGAAGACUUGGAUAGGCUGGAAGACCUGGAGGUCAUUGGAAGACAUGGAUUUCCUGGAAGACAUGGCUUUUCUGGAAGACAUGGAUUUUCAGGAAGACCCGAAUUGUCCGGAAGACCUGGAUUAUUUGGAAGACAUAAAUUUGCUGGAAGACCAGGAGGUUACUGGAAGACACGAAUUUUCUGGAAGACAUUAAUCUCUAGGAAGACAUAAAUUUGCUGGAAGACUUGACUUUAGUGGAAGACGUCACUUUAUUGGAAGACCUGGAUUUAGUGGAAGACAUAGAUUUUUGUCUGGAAGACGUGGGUUGACCGGAAGACUGGAUUUGGUGGAAGACAUGGACUAGUUGGAAGAAUUGGAUUUUCUGGAAGAUCUGUAUUUGAUGGAAGACGUAGAUUUUUCUGGAAGACGUGAACUGGGUGGAAGACUUGGAUUUCUUUCCGGAAGACACAGAUUGACUGGAAGACCUGGAUUUUUUCCGGAAGACGUAAAUUAGCUGGAAGACUUAAAUUGGUGGAAGACAUAGAUUUUUCUGGAAGACGUGGAUUGGCUGGAAGAUCUUGA
This is a messenger RNA of Camelus dromedarius (Arabian camel), 1195 nucleotides long. Its product is annotated as cerebellar degeneration related 1. The record is from RefSeq and is a predicted model, not a curated record. NCBI's taxonomy places the organism in Eukaryota, Metazoa, Chordata, Mammalia, Artiodactyla, Camelidae.